AUGAUUUCAAACGCCUAUAUCGAUGGAUACAUAGAGCUCGCGUGGAGAAUAGUAUCGACAUCACCACAACGAGCUCCAUCGAGCUACACUCAAAUGAUGAAACUAUAUAACCACUUCAGAACCAAACAUGCCACCUUCCUCAAGGAGUUGAUCAUCAAUUCUCAGCUAUCACCCACCAAUUUGAUAAUUUCAUUGUAUUACCUCUACAAGUAUUACCACCAGAAUACAAUAAUAUCCACCAGAUUGGAAAAAGCUGAAGGUGGAGGUUCAAAUGAAAUGGAGAUGGACUCAAUGCAUAUUUACUUGAUCGUCACAUCCAUAAUAUUGUCAAACAAGUGCUACGAUGAUCAAUCAUACACGCUAAAGACUUGGGCUAUUAUCAUCAAUAACACUUGUAAAACCAGCUGUGCUGGUUCAUUCAACGUUGACUUACAGUUGCUCAAUUCGAUGGAAGCCUACUUUUUGAGCUCACUUGAUUACAAGAUAUCAUUUAAUGGUAUAACUAAUGACGAUUCCUUCUGGUCGUUAUUUGAAUAUAAAGGUGAUGUGGUCAACAUUGACGAAACCACCUCGUCAAUGUUCAAAUCUUUGGCUGGAUAUAGUGCUGCAGAGAUUGACGUUUCAACGCCAAUCGUCACACAACAAUACAACGAACUAAAUCAACAACCAUACCAGCAACCAUAUCAACAACCAUAUCAACAACUGGCAUUGUUUAUUAAUCCAAUAACACCACCACCACCAUUAACCUGUUCUUGUUCACCACUUUAUAAUCAACCACAACAAUGGUCGUCUUUGAAUUAUCCAUUGACACCGGCACCUUCCCAAUACGAUUACAACUACAACAACUAUCAACAACAAUGUUAUCCACAAGCAAAAUAUGUGCUUCCAAGUGAAUGCUACGCAACAUACAAGCCAGUGUACAAUUCGUUGCUCAAUACGUAUACACUGACACAACUUUAUUAUUAA
Lodderomyces orthopsilosis Co 90-125 is the source of this 966-nucleotide messenger RNA. RefSeq lists its product as uncharacterized. Lineage: Eukaryota; Fungi; Ascomycota; Pichiomycetes; Serinales; Debaryomycetaceae. The coding region runs from base 1 to 966 and encodes 321 amino acids. Gene Ontology annotation, cellular component: nucleus; cyclin-dependent protein kinase holoenzyme complex. Gene Ontology annotation, biological process: regulation of cyclin-dependent protein serine/threonine kinase activity. Gene Ontology annotation, molecular function: cyclin-dependent protein serine/threonine kinase regulator activity; protein kinase binding. The transcript has a single exon. The record is from RefSeq and is a predicted model, not a curated record.